AUGAAAGCCUUACAGCUUUCGAUUAUGCUUUGUUUUACCUCCUGUUGGCUCCUUCCUGUCAGUGACGCGGGACGAUUAGCUUCAAUGCAGGUGGUGCAACGGUUGAAGGAGCUUGAGCCGAAGCAUGCCGAAAUUAAAUAUCAAAUCAUCAACUUUGUAGCAACGGCCAAGUUCAAUGUGGUGCAUAAGGCAGACGAUUUUUAUAGGCGAGUGUUUGCUCUCAAGGAAGGCUCGUUGACUGCAUCGACAGUACUAGAGGAUGAGCUGCUCUACCAGUUGGACCAUCAGCUAGCGCCAGCCGAUCGGAGUUGUCUCGGAAUGCUGCGCACGAUCGUUGAUAACAACAUGAAUGUGGCCGGUGUGGGCUUCACGAACUGUGUCAGUAAUGUCGAGUCCGAGUUGGAUCGGGCGCUCGAGCGUGCUCACAAGACUCUGCAGCUGGAUGAAUCGGAAAUCUUCUACCAACGACUGCUGGAUGUGUUCGAUGGGGAAAACAUAAUGGCCGGACCGGAUGCGAUUCUGGCCAAAUUGCAGAGCAAAGCGGAUGCCAUCGAUGGGUACAGCAAGGAUUAUAUUAGCGACAUAUUCGUGGUCGUGGAAACGUUCUCCACAGCCCUGGACUCGAUGAGAAGGAACUAUGAGCAAUGUUUGAAUACGAACGAACGCAUCCUUAGGAGCACGUACGAAGUAUCGAGAAGUCAGUUGACGGAAAUUUGUCUAGGAAGUAUUGUUCCGUGA
Messenger RNA from Anopheles aquasalis, 738 nucleotides. RefSeq lists its product as uncharacterized. The record is from RefSeq and is a predicted model, not a curated record. NCBI's taxonomy places the organism in Eukaryota, Metazoa, Arthropoda, Insecta, Diptera, Culicidae.